AUGUUAUAUGAAUUUCGAAAAGGAAAUUCAGUAACAAUUGCGACAAACAAUAUAUGUGCUGUUUACGGAGAAAGUGCUCUUUCAUGUCGUACCUGUAGAAAAUGGUUUAAACGUUUUAAAGAUGGGAAUUUUUGUUUAGAAGAUGAGGAACGUUCUGGGCGUCCUUCUCAGACACAGGAAAACAAAAUUCAAGACCUUGUAGAGCAAUCGCGAAAUUUAUCAGUUCAGGAGAUGUCAAACAUUCUAGAAAUACCUAAAACAACAAUUCAUAGACAUUUAAAAAAGUUGGGAAUGGUAUCAAAACUGAACGUUUGGGUGCCCCAUUAACUUACGGAACGAAACCGGCUUGAUCGCAUGACAACGUGCAUAUCAUUAUUUGCACGCAACAAAAAUGAAGCAUUUCUUAAACGCUUGGUAACUGGGGAUGAGA
Osmia lignaria (orchard mason bee) is the source of this 430-nucleotide messenger RNA. The record is from RefSeq and is a predicted model, not a curated record. Lineage: Eukaryota; Metazoa; Arthropoda; Insecta; Hymenoptera; Megachilidae.